GUUACAGAAGUAUCGGUGCUUUUCCAUCAUCAUUCGACACAUUUUUUAUACCGUUUUGAUUUUUAAUAAACUAAUAUGUUACACAAUUAUAUUGACACAAUGAGUGUUACUGCACAAUCCUCUGUUUUUUGUAGUUUGACAGCGUGUUUAUACCGCAAUUUCCUCUGUGUGAAUUAUUGAGAGCGUUUCCCAUCUCUCGCCUCACGAUGGCGUCAGAACCCCGUCAAUCAUCCUUUCACACUCCAGGAAAGCUCACAGUCACCGGCUCAGGUAGGAGCGCGUGGGAAAGCAGCCGCGGGAGUGCGCGUGUAGGGAAGUUCGCUCGCGCCGCUGCUCAGGAAUCAGGAACUUCGACGCUCAACUCCUUAACGAGACCAACGAGUCUCAUAGUUCACGGAUUUUUCAAGCUUUCAUCCAUGAAACACCUACCGCAUCGUUUCAGCUGAAUCCAUAUCAACAUUUCACCUCAUCAUGCUCUUCCUCUGAUAUUGACAUUUCACCUCUGGCAGCAAUGGCGGACCGUACUUUGGCUCCAGGUCAGACUUACAUAGAGGUAGAGCAUGAUUAUGAUUACAAAUCUAAAGAUCGUUCGAUCACGAUUAAACAGGGAGAAUGUUACCUGUUGAUGAAGAAAACCAACGAGGAUUGGUGGCAGGUACGCAAGGAUGAGAACAGUAAGCCCUUCUACGUCCCUGCACAGUACGUGCGAGAACUACGGCGGGCUCUCAUGCCCCCUUCCAAACCCCUCCCGCAUACAGUGCCCAGCGCUGGGGCCCGUGUGGGAACCAUUCGGCCUACUGCCCUGGAGAUCCCGAGAUCAGAUGACAACAGAAAGAGCCCGUGUCCCUCGCCUACCAUUGGGCAUACUGCGCUACUUCCUCCCAGGGAUGACAGAGGCAGCCCGAGCAGCCCUACGGGGACGGUCCCACAUCUACAGAAAAACACAUCCCAGGGCUCGCUGCCUCGGACCAGAGCGGAGUCCCCAAGUCUCAAAGCGAAUGGAGAGAAGGAAAAAAAACGAGAGUUGGAAAAGAGGGAACGAGGAGUGGAAAAAGGUGCAGUUCAGGAACAGUUGGCAGGAGAGGGUGGUGACUCGGAUAAGAAUCGGAAUGACUCUGAAUCCGGGGAAGAGCUCAGCAACAGUUCCAAUGACAACCUACAGCAGCAAGGUAGGCCAGACUCUCCUGUCUACACAAACCUGCAGGAGCUAAAGAUCUCUCAGUCCUCCAACCCUCCGCUGCCGUCAUCCUCUCCGCUCCACAGCAAUGGCGACUGGGAGACUCACAAAGACCAGAACGGCAGAUACUUCUACUACAAUCGCAGCACGCAGGACAGGACCUGGAAACCGCCACGGGUGCGGGACAGCCUCACCAGGAAAGAGGAGAAACAGGAGACAACUGAAGCUGAGUGGCUGCGAAACACGGAUGAGCGAGGCCAGCUGUAUUAUUACAGUGCUGAUGGCUCCCGGUCUGAAUGGGAACUGCCUAAAGUUGGCCUCAAAUCACAGUCUAAGCACUCCCCUCUGCUGCCAGGGGGCGGAGACAACCACAAAACCCGUAGUCUUGACCGGAGAUUGCCAGAUCCUAUUCCAAUCAGUAGGUCGAGACACAGCACGUACGCAAUGGAUUGCAAUGACAAGAAGUUUAAAAAGAAGUCCACCAAGGACCGGCGAGUCCUCUCCACAAGUCGCAAAGGCACCACUCGCUCUCACCCCUAUAGGCCACAAGAAUCAUCCAAAGCAGGCUCACCGGACUCCGACUCUUCCUGCCCCUCCUCUCCCAAACCCCCCCACUCUCCUUCAGAGAAAUGUGGCACUUUAAACAUGACUAAAAUCACAGAACAUGGCAAGAAGGUCAGGAAGAACUGGACCUCCUAUUGGACAAUUUUACGGGGUUCUUCAUUGCUGUUUAAUAAGAGCCAAGGGGGCGGAAGUGGUUGGUUUGGAAGAGAGCAGAAGCUGGAGUUCAGUGUGGAUCUGAAAGGAGGAUCAGUGGAUUGGGCAUCUAAGGACAAAUCAAGCAAGAAACGUGUUUUAGAGCUGAAAACUCGGCAGGGCAUGGAGCUCCUCCUGCAGUCAGAUAUUGACUACUGCAUCAACGACUGGCACAAAUGGCUGACCGAAGCCGUAAACACACACGCAUGGGAGUCUGAUGAGGCCAUUGAAGAGGACAUGCCAGAAUCACCUGACCCUGAGAAGCAUGACAAAGACAAAGAGCACAGAGACUCCAAGAAAAGCAGAGCUAUGAAGAACUCCAUCAGCAUGGAUAAUUCAGACCAGAAGCUCAAGAAGACGAAGCUAAAGAAGUUUCUCACACGCCGACCCACUUUACAGGCCGUCAAGGACAAGGGCUAUAUUAAAGAUCAGGUGUUUGGGUCCAGUUUGAGCAGUCUUUGUCAAAGAGAGAAUUCCACCAUUCCUCAUUUUGUGUCACUUUGUAUCGAUCAUGUGGAGAACAACGGGUUAGGAGUGGAUGGUUUGUACAGAGUCAGUGGAAAUUUAGCCAUCAUACAAAAACUGCGGUUUGCAGUUAAUCAUGAUGAGAAGUUGGACUUAGGAGACAGUAAAUGGGAAGACAUUCAUGUGACCACUGGAGCCCUAAAGAUGUUUUUCCGUGAACUACCUGAACCUCUGUUCACCUACACUUUCUUUAAUGAUUUAAUCACCACCAUCAAAAUGGCAGAUUAUAAACAGAAAGUUCAGGUUGUCAAGGAUCUGGUGAAGCAGCUGCCACGGCCGAACCAUGACACCAUACAAGCGCUCUUUAAACACCUGAGGAAAGUAAUACAACACUCAGAUGAGAACAGAAUGACCAAUCAGAGUGUAGCAAUCGUGUUUGGCCCAACGCUCCUGCGGCCGGAGAUGGAAACCGCAAAUAUGGCGGUGCACAUGAUCUACCAGAACCAAAUUGUUGAGCUCGUUCUUAUAGAAUAUGAAACUAUAUUUGGCAGGUAGGUCACACCCACAGAGACACUUUGACCGACCUCAUUUGGCCAGGACUGCUGAAGACAAACAGCCCUCGGAACAUGUUUUGCUGUGUUUACAUACUGUAGGACUGCACAAUUUAGAAAGAGGUCCGCUCAUUUUGGCUUCAGCGAAAAAAAACUUGUCCAAUAUCUUCAUUGGUCUAAGUGUUGGACCGUUUAUAUGGAUGUAAUACAUAUAUCCGUUCCCAUUGGACUACAUCGUUUUUGGACCGUAUUUGGAUUAAUCGCAUUCUCGUUUGGAACGACGAGGGCAUACGGAGAUUUUCUGACUGAAAACAGCAUUGAUUGAGAAAGAAGUUUGAUGCUUUUAUUCUAGAUUUCCGUUCUGUAAAUAUUACAUUUAAGUUAGAUCUUGGAACAGCACACCGAAUGAGUGACACAAUGGACAUGGAAAUGAUUAUAUUAUAUAAUUAAUAAUAAAUCUCCAGGAUGGAUUACGUUCUGCUCACGAAUGAACUCUGACACGACCACUGCUGAGAUACACUGGAGUUGCUGUGUUUAACAUUCUAAGACUGAGUUUUACAAUACGCUUAAUCAUUUGUCAGUCUUGAGGUUCUGUUGAUAAUUCAAUAUCAAAGAAAGUGUCUGGACGUACUGCUUAGUUCAUGCUGUAUGUUAGUGUAUGUCGGGUAAAUUGAGACUGCAUUUGCUCUCUUUCCGCUUUCUUGGAAAGAAAGUGGAGUGAAAUGUGCGUGUGACACAUUUAACCUUCAGAGGAUACAUCCAUCCUGCCUCUGUUCCUCACAUCACCCAAUAAUGCUUAAAAAACGUGUGUUAAAUAUAGUAUACAGAGCUGUAGACUCAAAGGUGACAGUCAGCUCUGCAAAGAUUAUUUGUUCUGGUAACAGAGAAUACUUUUGGUACUCUGUUGUAAAAAAAAUGAUGGUACUGAGUUUAUGUGUGUACUUGGUGAGUUAGAGUACAUGGAGGUGAAAUCAAAUGUAUUAAUAUUGAUAAAAAUGUUUUAAUAUCAAUUCAGAGUUAACACAGAUGGUUAUUAAGUAGCUGUUCUUGAAAGAUUAUGCUGCACUUUGCAGUUUUGUCUUGCCAGAAUAAAUUUAAUAUAAACUGUU
Molecule: messenger RNA, 4058 nt
Organism: Triplophysa dalaica
Lineage: Eukaryota; Metazoa; Chordata; Actinopteri; Cypriniformes; Nemacheilidae
Gene: arhgap12a
Product: Rho GTPase activating protein 12a
Exons: 18
Coding region: 512-2953 (813 amino acids)
Biological process (GO): regulation of GTPase activity; signal transduction
Cellular component (GO): cytoplasm
Molecular function (GO): protein binding
Source: RefSeq, a predicted model, not a curated record